Malurus melanocephalus (red-backed fairy wren) is the source of this 7817-nucleotide messenger RNA. It is a transcript of the gene NOL10, whose product is annotated as nucleolar protein 10. NCBI's taxonomy places the organism in Eukaryota, Metazoa, Chordata, Aves, Passeriformes, Maluridae. The record is from RefSeq and is a predicted model, not a curated record. Gene Ontology annotation, cellular component: small-subunit processome; nucleus; 90S preribosome. Gene Ontology annotation, biological process: maturation of SSU-rRNA from tricistronic rRNA transcript (SSU-rRNA, 5.8S rRNA, LSU-rRNA). The transcript has 21 exons. Gene Ontology annotation, molecular function: protein binding. Bases 53 to 2119 code for a protein of 688 amino acids.
CCUCGCCUUCCGCUUCCCCUGUGCCCGGGAAGAGGCGGGCGCAGCUGCGGCCAUGCAGGUCUCCAGCCUCAACGAGGUGAAGAUCUACAGCCUGAGCGCCGGCAGGAGCCUCCCGGAGUGGCUCUCUGACAGGAAGAAAAGAGCUUUACAGAAGAAAGAUGUGGAUAUCCGUAGAAGAAUUGAACUUAUUCAAGACUUUGAAAUGCCCACGGUUAGCACAAAGAUUAAGGUAUCAAGAGAUGGACAGUAUAUUAUGGCAGUUGGAACUUACAAGCCCAGGGUCCGCUGUUUUGAUACCUAUCAGUUAUCCCAGAAAUUUGAAAGAUGCUUAGAUUCUGAAGUGGUUACGUUUGAGAUUUUAUCAGAUGAUUACUCAAAGAUUGUCUUCUUGCAGUGUGGCAGAUUUGUGGAAUUUCAUUCCCAACAYGGCCAUUACUACAAGACAAGAAUACCAAAAUUUGGUAGAGAUUUCUCCUAUCACUAUCCAUCAUGUGACCUGUAUUUUGUAGGAGCAAGUUCUGAAGUGUACAGGCUAAAUCUGGAACAAGGAAGAUUUCUGAACUCCCUGCAAACUGAAGCUUCGGAGAGUAAUGCCUGUGACAUCAAUCCAGUACACUUCUUGUUUGCWAUGGGGACAGCUGAGGGUAAAGUGGAAUGCUGGGAUCCUAGAACUAGGAAUCGAGUUGGGCUGUUGGACUGUGCUUUAAGCAGUGUGACAGCAGACACAGAGAUAGAAGGUUUACCAUCCAUUUCAGCACUGAAAUUUGAUGGGGCUUUGAAUAUGGCUGUUGGAACAUCUACUGGGCAGGUUCUAUUAUAUGAUCUUCGGUCCAGUAAUCCAUUAAUAGUCAAAGAUCACCACUAUGGCCUGCCUAUUAAAUCAAUUCAGUUUCAUCAUCAGUUGGAUUUAAUUAUCUCUGCAGAUUCUCGAAUCAUAAAAAUGUGGAACAAAGAUACAGGAAAGAUAUUUACUUCAAUGGAGCCAGAACAUGAUAUAAAUGAUGUCUGCCUGUAUCCAAAUUCAGGAAUGCUAAUGACUGCCAAUGAAGCCCCUAAAAUGAAUAUCUAUUAUAUACCAGUUUUAGGACCUGCCCCAAAAUGGUGUUCCUUCUUGGACAGCUUGACUGAAGAACUGGAAGAGAAUCCAGAGAGCACAGUUUAUGAUGAUUACAAAUUUGUUACCAGAAAAGACCUUGAAAAUUUAGGCCUUGCUCACCUCAUUGGAUCAUCAUUGCUCAGAGCAUAUAUGCAUGGCUUCUUCAUGGACAUAAGACUUUAUCAUAAGGCAAAAAUGAUGGCCAACCCCUUUGCCUAUGAGGAAUACAGAAGAGAGAAAAUAAGGCAGAAGAUAGAAGAAACACGUGCACAGAGAGUUCAAUUGAAGAAACUUCCCAAAGUUAAUAAAGAACUUGCACUCAAACUGAUGGAAGAAGAAGGAGAAGAGCAACAGAUCAGUAGAAAAAGGAAACAAAAGAAUCUGCCCAGCCUUCUCAAAGAUGAUCGUUUUAAGGUCAUGUUUGAGAAUCCAGAUUUCCAGGUGGAUGAGCAGAGUGAAGAAUUUAGGCUACUUAACCCACUUGUUUCUAAAAUAAGUGAGAAAAGAAAGAGGAAACUGAAGAUCUUAGAAGAACUGGAAGCACAAGGACAGGAAGAGGAGGAAGAACCAGAAGGAAAAGCAAGUGAUGCAGAAAGUUCUGAGAGUUCAGAUGAUGAAAAAGGCUGGGUUGAAGAGGUCAGGAAACAGCGCAAGCUUUUACGCCAAGAGGAAAAACUAAAGCGGCAGGAAAGGCUCAAGGAGGAUCAGCAAACAUUACUGAAACCUCAGUUUUUUGAGAUUAAAGAAGGAGAGGAAUUCAGAAGCUUCAAAGACUCUGCCAAAAAACAAAAACUAAUGAAGAAAACUCUUGAAGAUCGUUUAAAGCUUGAGGAAAAACUUGGCACACUCAAUGUGUCUGAUACCACAGUAGGCAGCAAACAGGCAACAUUCAAAUUAAAGAAGUCAGAGCAACAAAGAAAACAGCAGGAAGCUGAGAAACGGCAUCGUCAAGAGAGGAAAACUCUUCGGCGCUCUGCCAGUCAUCUCAAAAGCAGACGAGGAAGAGGACGACUGUUUCAUUGAUUUAUGGGAGUUUUUAAAGAAACUUUUUACCUCAUUUUCAUCUGAAAAAGGGGCUUUUCAAAUUGGGACACAGUACCAAUGAAUUUGUAUUUUGAUUCAUUGGUGAACACAAAAACUGAACUUCCUAAACGCUGUGUUAAUUAUUGAAAAAUUUAUGAAAGUUAAAGUACUGACCAAAGGACACUACGAAUGUUGUCCAGUGUGAACUGUAUUUGUUCAGAAAUCACCAGCAACUGGUUAUUGUGUAACCCUGGAUGUUUUCUCUAUAAGAAUUUAUGUAUACAAUAAGGCUGCCUGUCUUUUAUUUAACUUAAGAGCUAUGAGUUUUAGUUUGUGAAAUCUUUAUUUAUGACUGCUUAGAUAGAAGAUCGAAGGUAAGUUAUUUUGUUUAAAAGCUUGUCUUUACAAAGGAACAACAAAUUUUUCUCGUUCUUGAAAGAGGACAUAUAAUUCUAUUUUUCACAAAAUUGUAACUUCCAAAACAUGGCUUUAUAUUAUUGGGUUGCCUUUAGUAGCAAAUGGUACAAAUGGUUGUCGGGAGGGCAAUUGAGAAUGCCUGCUUUGAGUUUCCUGAGUCAUUCUAUCAGGAAACAUCUCUUGCCACACCAGUUUACCAAGGGGAAGCUCAGAAGGGUAGUCCUAUUAACUUAGAUUUUGUAAAUACUGCCUUAACUCAUGUAAAACCUGGUCCUGUUGUUGCCAUUUGGGAAAGCCAGCCAUGGUUCAACAUAAAGCGAGUGGUAUAUGUUCAUAUAGCAAGCACUUCAGGGCCAUGCCAAUAGUCAUCUAAAUAAAUAAAAAACCAAGAACCUAAGUAGGAAUUAAGCAAAUAGGUUAAUUUUUACCUUUGAUCCUAAAGGAACCUUUUUAUUGCUUUUUAAAAGCCUUUAUAAAUUGCCUUUUUGCUAGAUCAAAAAAACGGUAAACUUUGGAUCUAACAAGAAUCAGUGAAUCUCCCUGMCACUGUAAAUCUUUUUAAGAAACUCAUGGGUUCUCAAGUGUUUUGCUUUAUAAAUCAGAGAGGUAUUAAUCUGGUUAGGUCUCUUGGGCAGUAUUUAUAGAAUCUUUGGAGUUAUUUCAGUAAAAGCCUUGCUUUCUCAUAGCCUGAUAUUUUUCUGGUGUUGUUUUUAGGUGGUAGAAAAAUUAGCCACAUGGUUACAUUUUUUUUCUUCCUGGUGUAAGUUUACCUGUUUUAAUUCCUUCUGACUUUAAUUAUGUUAUUGCCUUUAGUUUAAAAAGACCUGUUUCACCUGAUGUUUUUAUCUUAAAAACUUACAUUGCAGUCAUUAUCUCUGUCCUGGCAUUCAGCUAAAGGAUUAGUCUCUCGAUGCCUAGUUUUCUACCUCUAGCUGUCAAAUUUCUGCAUUAUCCAUAAGCUUCUCAUGCUUUUUAUUUAGCACAGAACUAUUCGCUGUUCCAAUGUCAGUCUCACUCAUGCUGUAAGUACCAUCAUAACUUCUCCUUAAGCACUGAGAAAAUAUGAACGCAGUUGUCGUUGCUUCAGGGUAUGUCCCUCUUUUUGGAGUCUUGUCUUUUGACAUUCAAGCCUUUGAGAUCCAAAUGCAGUGAACAAGUUAAAAUUUGUACUAGUGCAACAUUUUCUCCUUGGAGCAUUAUGUUAUCUCUUAGAAACUAUCUGUGUGUGAUUCCAGUGUGCUCACGUCAUACCCGGGGCUAUACGAACAUGGAAAGAUUAACACUGGAAAUUUGCCUCCAUUGUGGUUGAGACAGGGAGAGAUGGGGACUGAGUGGACAGAACUGGCGCUGUAAGAGCAGGAAUUUGGCAGAGUUUGCUCCUUCUCGUGAUGGACCUAAAUCCCAUUGUAUUUGAUUUGGAGCUAGAGGUGCAUUUGUGGUUUAAGGCAUCUCUGUUUCAGCAAUGAUUUUGUGGGCUGUCAGGAGUGGGGAAAAAAAAGUGGCUGGUCUGCGGGGUGGAAAUGAAUUGAGCUUGAAAUGGUUAACUUGCAGCUUAAAAUGAGUGUAUUUCUUGUGAUUUGAGAUUCUUCUGACAGACUGGUUUAACUCAGUGUUUUGCUUCCAUGCACUUACAUUCACAGUGUAAGUAUUGCAGUAGUCUUGAUCAUGUAUUUUGGUUGAAGUCUAUGUGAUUAAAAGAAUAUGCUUUGUACUGUUAGAUAGAAGGCACAUGUAAACUGCCCUUAGCAUGCCAUUUAUUUCACAUCAGAGGUAUUUGAGAUACACUUUAAACGCCUCUGACCUGCUAGAAGUGCUCUUCCUAAGGCACCCCAGGACAGUGCUGGCCUUCUUGGCCCUCAGGGCACUGCUGGCUCAUGGACAGUUUGUUGUCCAUCAGGACCCCCAGGUCCUUCUCCACAGAGCUGCAUCCCAGCAGGUCAGCCCCAGCCUGUGCUGGUGCCUGGGGUUAUUCCUCCCCAGGUUCAGGACCCUGUGCUUGCCUGUGUGGAAUUUCAGAUGAUGCUUCCCUGCCCAUCUUUCCAGCCUGUUGAGGUCCCUCUGAAGGGCUGCUCAGCCCUCUGGGGUAGGAGCCACUCCUCACAGCUUUGUGUCACAGGGAACUUGCUGAGGAGGCACCUGCCCCUUUAUCCAAGUUAUUGAGGAGUAAGUUAAACAAUAUUGAACCUUGAGGGACACCACUAGUGACAGGCCUCCAACUAAACACUGACUAUGACCCUCUGGGAUCUGCCAUUUAGCCAGUGCUCAGUCCACAUCACUGUCCACAUAGGGACCUGGUAUGAAGCAUGCUUAGAUUGUUGAGGCUGAUAAAGUAGAUUAACAGCAGGUUAAAGUUGUUCUUGAACAGCUAUCUGGGGAAGAUUGGAAGUUUCAGUAGAAGCUGAUGUAUUAAUGCAACAUGAUUGCAAAUUGAUUAACUUCAUCAUGCCACCAAAGCAGGCAUUUCUUAAGUGUCAGCCUGCUUUCACGAAUGUUUUUCAGUCAGCAGUCACUUCAUUUUCCAUACUGCAGGAAUCAGGAUUAAUCCAGAAAUGCAGUUCCUAGGAGCUGAGCAGCUGCUGGAAUCCUUUGUGACAUUAAAGGUUCAUACUCUUAAGGUGUGAUCAGAUGUUGUAGCCUCAUGGAAACCCUGAUUGUUUCAUAUGUUUGAGAACUUAGUGGUGAGAAUCAGUUUAAAAAACCACUAUAAAUAAAUGUAGAGACAGUGGUUAAAUGUGAGUGAAAUGCUGGUGAGAGAAAGGAAUGACCUGAGUCUGAUGUGUCACCUGCACUUCAGUAUUUUUUUACUCUACAGGUAAUAUGAUUUAUAUCAGGCUAUUAUUCAUUCAACAAACACUGAACCAAAACUAAUUAUCUAAUGUUCUUUCCAAAAUUCUAUUACCAAGCCAAGAAUCAUUCUGUGUUCCUGUGGCUGGUAUAAUUGUCUGAAAUUAAAAGCAUCUACCAGCUUAAACAAAACAGUGAAAAAAUUUAUUAAUUACCACUGCUGUUUUUUAAUAUCUGAACAAAAGAAAUGUGAUACCUGCAUACAUAGCAAGUGUGUGUAAAAUAUUUAUUCACAUUUUUAUACUCACAGGGUUUAUGUAGGGAGCUUGAAGCAGGUAUGGUUCAAAAUGUCAAGCUUCAGGAGGAGUUGUUAGAGAGGAUGGAACAGUUUUCAGAUUACUCCAUCUCGCUUUGCAGCAUCUUUUUAUAUUUGUGUUUUUCGUGUUUCCAGGUGAAAAUGGGGAAUAUAAUUUAAUUCCAGGAAGAAAAGACCAACUUUCAGAUGCAGUACAGUGAAGCAGUACAGCUCCUUGCCUGGGGAGGUUGUGCAUUGUCUGUGAAAGGACUUGUGAUGUUGAAUUGAACAUCUGCAGGUAUAGAUAUCUAUGUAACUGCAGGUGUAGGGGAGCCUUCCCUGAGGAAGAGGAAUGGUUUAAUGAACUUUAGAGGACCUCUCGAGCCUGGUGACUAUGAAUGUUGUAGGGCAUAAGGAGGAAGCAUGUAUCAUUAAUUGACUGGAGUAAUUUUCCCCUUUGUCUCAUCUUUCCACUGAAUCACUCAACUAGUUUUAUCUUUUUAUCUCUUUCUUAAAGAUUAGGUACUUCUUUUGGCAUGUUUCCAUAGCUAAUAUAUUUUGUCUGAUGUUGAGAAGUAUGGGGAUUUUAAACUGAAUGAAAGCACAUAAAUCUAUUAAUAAAUUUUACCUCUUGAUCCUUAUCUCUGUAUUUCAAAGCCCAUUUUACUCAGCAACUGACUCUUUGUGUUUAAUAUGAAAUAGUCCUGUCACCAAAAUGAACCAUUUCUAGUAAAGCCUGCAGAAAAUAACCAAUUUAGCACCUCUUGUAGUUUACACAACUGGAAGAAAGGGAAUUUCUGCAUUUUAAAGAAUCUCUGGGUCAUAGGAUCAUAGAUUGGUUUGGGGUGGAAGGGGCCUUAAAGGUCAUCUAGUUCCAUGUGCCCUGCCAUGGACAGGGAGCCUUCCACUAAACCAAGUUGCUCAGAGCCCAUCCAACCUGGCCUUGAAUGCUGCCAGGGAUGGAGAGUCCACCUAUGCUCUGAGCAACCUGUGCCAGGGCCUCACCACCCUCACAGCAAUGGAUUCUUCCCAAUAUGUGACCUAAACCUACCCCGUAAGUGGCAUUUCCAUAAGGAAUACUUGUGAGUAUCCCCUGGUACACACUGGUUUGCUCUCGUGUCAGCCGAGCUAAAAUAAGUGGUUUUCUGUACAAGUGAAUGAAAACCACAACAACCAAACCAAAUUUACUGGUGUAAAUUCAGAAAUGUGUCAGUCUGUUGCUGACUGGUUUUCAGGAUCUCCAUCCGUUCUUUGCUUAGUGUUCUAGAGCAUAUCCAAAAAGAGAAGAUCCACCCUGAGCAUGUUCAGAAAGGAGUAAUUUUUCUCUUACUCUUUGAAAAGGAUUGAAUACUGCAUUUCCUUUGACAGCUAUAUUUAAUUAAAGUACAACCAUUUUGCAGCAAGAUCAGGUACAAGUUGAAAAUGCUGUCAUUCCCCGUGGAGUUAUGCUGAGCUUUGGGUCAGCUUACCUAUGAAAGCAAGUUUUUGUUCCCAUUUAAUUCUUCAUUGAGUGGGAGCAAAAGUAAAAAUCCCAUUUCCUCAUUAAAGAGAAAACUAGGCAGUUGAAGUGGGAAAUACCAGCCCAGCCCUAAUCAGAAUUUAUACUCCCAAUUCCUGGAACCACCCUUCCCUUCCCUACAGCAGUUUCUGCCAAAGCUGCUCGGUCUCUCCUACCUAUUAUCUCAUUUGAACAUCUGGCUCUAUCUUCUGGGAUGCCUCUACACUCCUCUUUUUUUAUGUUUAAAUCAGGAUCUCUAGCAUGAAUUUGUUCAGAUACUUUACAGAGUUGAGAAUGAAGGCUGAAGUGGUAAUACACACUUGUUGUGUGUGGGCACAUCUUGAGCAGAAAUGAUUUCUAUGAGCCUGGAGAUAGAGAGCUGGUUCACACUCCUGUACAUGUUGGUGAAAAUAGGCAGGGGAAUGUUGCUUUAAACCCCCCAAAACCCACUUCUCUGUGUGUAUCUGUACUGCUGUGCUAGCUCUCCUUCAGUAAGGUCUGGGUGCUUUGGCUGGGAUUGGUGUGUUUUUUAAUUUUUUCAAGAAUUUCACCUCUGCAUUAGUAUGAUUGCAAUGUGCAGUUAUAUCCAUGCACAGUUACAUUAGGUACAAUUACACAGUUUAGCAUUAAAAAGCAUUCAAAUGAUAUAUCAUCUGACUUCGAUCAUGAAUAUUAUGUCCUUUCCAUUUAGCACCAUUUCUUCU